Penicillium hordei is the source of this 1836-nucleotide messenger RNA. RefSeq lists its product as uncharacterized. The coding region runs from base 1 to 1836 and encodes 611 amino acids. The record is from RefSeq and is a predicted model, not a curated record. The transcript is spliced from 5 exons. Lineage: Eukaryota; Fungi; Ascomycota; Eurotiomycetes; Eurotiales; Aspergillaceae. Gene Ontology annotation, molecular function: protein binding.
AUGCUCGAGAUAGUGCCAUGCGAAAUACUAUUGGAUGUCGCGGACUUGCUGCCCCCUGACGAUCUUCGUUCUCUCAGCCAGGUUUGUUCAACGAUCAAUGCUGCUCUGGUUCCCUUAAUAUAUCGCACCGUCACGUUUCGUGCUGCGAGCGAGUGGGCACUCAAUGUACUCGAUAUCGAUUCAUUCUUUCGGAACCAUGCGCAUUCACAGCCCCUCAGCUAUCUCCACCACACCAGAGAUCUUAAUAUCCAGGCACCAAUAUAUAUCGCCCGAUUUAAUCGCUGUGUACAUCAUAGUACCUUUCGCACGUCAGGCCUGAGAGAAGCUUCGUCUACACUCGGCACUUCCGAUGAGGCAAAGGCGCAUCGCCAUUUUCUGGAUGAUAUUUCGGAACAAAUGCAUUUGAUAUUCGCAUGUCUCAAAGAAAAUAGCCUCCGUUCAUUCCAGUGGCACUUAGGCACCUGUGUUCCACCAGGUAUCCUGGAUGAAAAUGGAUACAUUUGCCGGCACCAUAAGGGCCUUAGAAAACUUUCACUCAUCACAGAUGGGUCUUGCCCCCAGGCAGGAGAUGCUCUGGAUGGUCUUUCGGAGUUCUCGUCUUUGAAAAUCUUAGAGUGGGAAGGUAUUCAGCAGCCUGCUGAGGCCGACUCCUUGAGACGAUGCAUUCGCCAAAAUGCUGCACACUUAACAAAUCUGUCAAUUGGAUUUGUCAGUUUUACUGAUGCCCCGGACCUUUUCGAUGAGAUUUUUGGACAGCAAUCGGGAAUGUGUCAUUCAAGUGCUCUUCCUUCACUCUCAUCCUUGGCGCUGUGCAAAGUUCCCUUUCCGCAAACUCUCCACCCCAGUUUGGCGUUAAGUUCCUUGUCUCGUUCACAAGACAAGCUGCAACUAACGCUUUUCGAAUUCGCCUGCGACAACUUACUUAAUGGGUUUGGCGAAGAUCUGACUCCAGUGGUGAGCUUUUUGGCCUCUUUCAAGGGGCUGAGGCAUUUGUAUCUAAAACUCUCAAACUUUGAAGAACCCUCUCGUGUUGAAUCUGUUAUCAGACACCACCAAUCUACCCUUGAGAGCCUUUCUUACCACGAACGUCGACUUGUUCCUAUUGAUGAUGAAGGCCUAUUCGAAGAAGAACGGGAUGUUUCACCGCAAUGGAUCUGUGAUCAACGGAAUAUUUGGAAUCCUUCUUGUCUGUCUGCUCUAGGCCUUUGUUCAAGUCCCCCUGUCUUGAGGCUAUGCCUUGAGCCCUUGGCUCGGCAUUCCAUUAUCGAAAUUUUGCAUAUCCGGUUUACUGGGUCAGAGAGGUUCCACAGGGAUAUCCCUCUCGAAAUCAUAACUCGGUUAGGGACAAAGCAAUCUAGAGAUAUAUAUCAGGAUUACGGCAUUGAAAGUGCCGGGCAACGGCCUUUCUCCAACAGCUGGAGCGACCUCACGAGCAUCGUGAAUGACGGCUCAACCUCUACGCCCACCUGGGAAACACCAGACGGUGUGGAUAAAACCCUUUCAGCCUCCUCUGAAGCGGAGGAAUUUCUAUCAUUUGCCGAAUGGGCGUUCGGGCCGACGGGUCUUCCAAAGUUGCAGGUUCUAGCCUUCGGAGACUUUUCCCACAAGGACCAGUUUCAAAAACAGCAGUUUCUAACUAGGCGGAGAUUUUACGAGAAAGAGCGGCGAUAUAAUGACUACCAACGUGGCGCUUGUGGCCGUGAACCUAACUUGAGUCCGUCCUUUCAUGCUGCCAACCCUGCCGAUAUUUCCACCUGGGAGGAUCUUCGGGUUGAUGGAGCUCGUUUCCUUUCUGCUUGCCCAGCUAUUGGGCUAAUUGAAUCACCUUAUGAAUAG